UCCACUGACCAAAGUGAAUACGUAAGCUGCAACUGUACGACUCAGUACUUUUGCAGCUACAUUCACUUUCAUUGCAUACUGCAAUAUGGGUUUCAAGUAAAUCUCCUUGAUUUUGCAAAGACUUCUGAGCACCAUAUUUUUGGAUUUGUCUAUUUCGUAAGCUUUAACCACAUGUUCAAAUUUCGCUAUUUUGGUAACUGUGGUUUCACCAAUUUUCAGCGGAAUUUGGACAUUAUGCUUACGAAACAGAGAAUAUGAGCAUUUUAACAGAUGUAGUGGGUCGAACAUGCAAAAAACUUUUUUUUCUUCAAAGAAGAAAAAAGGUGUCUCCAUGGUAGCACCAAGUUCUUUCACGCACCUCACAUUGCUGGGACCCAUAUCGCAGAUUGUAGCAACAACAUCCACUUUGGCCAUGUGCUUUGCUGCAGAGAGGACUGUUAAGAGACAAUCUUUCAACUCUGCAGCAUUACAACCCCUGUGGCUGAAAAAAAAUGCCACUGGUUGCUUCCAAUUUUUGCCCAACCCUACCAGCAUAAAUACCAAUGCUUUGGUGGCAAGCCUUUUACUGAAGCUGAAUCCUCCAAAAUCUUCAAAACCAAGAAUUUUAUCUUCCCCACUAUCGUACUGGACAGCUUCUUUAAUGUCCAUCUCAUCAAAAAGAAGGACACAGCAUCUUUCUUUACCUUGGGGAAGAUUUUGAUCAAUUUGGUCAAAAAUAUUUUGGUUUAUGCCAACUUUGAAAGGAACCUUCUUCAGCAAAUUAAGAAUGGUAUUUUUGCAUGGUAGGGAUGCAAAUUUUCGGAGGAGAUUGUAGCAACGUGGACUCCUCUUGAAGAGAGAUAGUGCCAAUAUU
Messenger RNA from Coccinella septempunctata (seven-spotted ladybird), 853 nucleotides. RefSeq lists its product as uncharacterized. The transcript is spliced from 2 exons. The record is from RefSeq and is a predicted model, not a curated record. Lineage: Eukaryota; Metazoa; Arthropoda; Insecta; Coleoptera; Coccinellidae. The coding region runs from base 287 to 700 and encodes 137 amino acids.